Colletotrichum spaethianum is the source of this 1338-nucleotide messenger RNA. RefSeq lists its product as uncharacterized. The record is from RefSeq and is a predicted model, not a curated record. The transcript is spliced from 2 exons. The coding region runs from base 1 to 1338 and encodes 445 amino acids. Lineage: Eukaryota; Fungi; Ascomycota; Sordariomycetes; Glomerellales; Glomerellaceae.
AUGAAAGACGUCGCGGCGCAUGAUACUACGUCACAACGUGGCCGAGACCAUGCUCGGAAGAUAGCUAACCUUCCGCCGAACGCCGAGGAGGUUGCUGAAAUCAACGCCCUAAGAAGACAGCCGAUGCCCAGUACUCUGAACCCCCUCUCGCAACAUUCCCUGGCCGUCAUCGCCGUGUCUCCGAAUCACAAUGCCUCAUAUAGCAGCCACCCGCUUGUUCUGCAUUCAUGCUUCAACAAAGCCUUCAACUCAGGCAAGCUUCUUCCGUGCCCGACAGCAAAGGCGGCCCUGUCCUCCAUCAAUCUCGGCUCCAACAACGCAGGCCCCUGUCCCAGCUCCGUCACAGGCUCUCGGCCUUCUCUGAUUCCCUCUACAACAAAGGCAUCUGAACGGGCCUAUCAGCCGGUAACCAGCAUCCCCUGCCAGGAUCCCGGAUCCAGAUACAGACCGGGCCGCACCAUGCGCAUCCGCGAGAAACCAUUUCGCCCAGGUUCCCAUGCAGAAGCGACAGGCGUGGGCUCUCAAGGCAGAGUAACUGCCAAGUCUAUCAGCUCGUCGGGCGCUGAGAAGGAAACGGAGAUGGAUGUCCUAGCACACGAGGCUGCCUACAUUAACAUGCUCCGCCGAGACCAACAGCUGGAGACAUCUUUGGGCCACAGAGGCAAUCUUCAGCGAAACACGUCGAGCCGACAGCAUGCUACUGGUCAAGGACACCAGAAGUGUUCCGCCAGCUCCAGUCCCAGCACGGUAAACCACCUUCCCAAAAGCUCGCUACCUCGGUGGAUUUCAUCUGACUUCUUGGAGAAGGAGGGCGUUUCCCCACACCCAAAGACAGUACAGACCCUGCACGAGAAUGAGUCGCUUGAGGAGUUCAAAUACCUAACGACUCAGAUGGACUACUAUCUUCACUUCAACACUCCCAUGAAGUAUCAUGAAUCGUUCAUUUCAACCUCGUCGCCCCGUUCGCCUGAGCCCACGAACCAGGAUGCCACGCCACACGGCCUUCGGACCGCCAGCGGUCGUCAGCUCUCUCUGGCCAGUCGGUCAGCCGUCACAGUCGCUCCAAUCGACAUCUUUGGCAUUCACGAUGCUUUCGGAUCCCCCUCCCCUGCCAAAAGAACCGGCGAUGGCCCAGCUACGGCUCGGUCCAGAAAGCGCGGCCGAGGAGAGGAGACAGAGAGUGGAUACGUUCUAGGAGGCCCGGGAAUCCAACCCCAUGGCAGCAUGCAGGGCUCGCCGUCUGCCAAGCGCCGUCGUUCUGUGGCUGUUGCCGUGGCGGCUAAGUGCGUUGGCGCAGACGUUGGUGAUGCGCAGAACUCCGGGCCGAAUAGAGUUUAG